GCGGGCGUGCCGGGCGAGGCAGGGAGGCCCAGCCGUUCCGCGGCGGGAGGUAGGUGGUGCUGUUGCCGCGACUGUCUCCCUCAUUGGCGCCGCGCGGAGAGGCGGAAUGUUCAACUCCUGAUCGGGCGGAAGCGUGGGAGCCCCGCCGGCCGCUGUCCCUGCGACCCCCCGCCGCCACCCUCGUCGUGCGCGGGGCCUCCGCGCCCCCGGCUGCCGUCCGCGCCCGGCUCGGGAGCAGAUUUUGUGGAAGUAUAGUACUUUGUCAUUAUGAGAUGUCGUCUCUCGGUGCCUCCUUUGUGCAAAUUAAAUUUGAUGACUUGCAGUUUUUUGAAAACUGCGGUGGAGGAAGUUUUGGGAGUGUUUAUCGAGCCAAAUGGAUAUCACAGGACAAGGAGGUGGCUGUAAAGAAGCUACUCAAAAUAGAGAAAGAGGCGGAAAUACUCAGUGUCCUCAGUCACAGAAACAUCAUCCAGUUUUAUGGGGUCAUUCUCGAGCCUCCCAACUACGGCAUCGUCACAGAAUAUGCUUCUCUGGGAUCACUCUAUGAUUACAUUAACAGUAACAGAAGUGAAGAGAUGGAUAUGGAUCACAUUAUGACCUGGGCCACGGAUGUAGCCAAAGGAAUGCACUAUUUACACAUGGAGGCUCCUGUCAAGGUGAUUCACAGAGAUCUCAAGUCAAGAAACGUUGUUAUAGCUGCUGAUGGAGUAUUGAAGAUCUGCGACUUUGGCGCCUCUCGGUUUCAUAACCAUACAACACACAUGUCCUUGGUCGGAACGUUCCCAUGGAUGGCUCCGGAAGUUAUCCAAAGUCUCCCUGUGUCUGAAACUUGUGACACAUAUUCCUAUGGUGUGGUUCUCUGGGAGAUGCUAACAAGGGAGGUCCCCUUUAAAGGUUUGGAAGGAUUACAAGUAGCUUGGCUUGUAGUGGAAAAAAACGAGAGAUUAACCAUUCCAAGCAGUUGCCCCAGAAGUUUUGCUGAAUUGUUACAUCAGUGUUGGGAAGCUGAUGCCAAGAAACGGCCGUCAUUCAAGCAAAUCAUUUCAAUUCUGGAGUCUAUGUCAAAUGACACGAACCUUCCUGACCAGUGUAACUCAUUCCUGCACAACAAGGCCGAGUGGAGGUGUGAAAUCGAGGCAACUCUUGAGAGGCUAAAGAAACUAGAGCGAGAUCUCAGCUUUAAAGAGCAGGAACUUAAAGAACGAGAAAGACGUUUGAAGAUGUGGGAGCAAAAGCUGACGGAGCAGUCCAACACACCGCUUCUCUUGCCUCUUGCUGCAAGAAUGUCUGAGGAGUCUUACUUUGAAUCUAAAACAGAGGAGUCAAACAGUGCAGAGAUGUCAUGUCAGAUCACAGCAACAAGUAAUGGGGAGGGCCAUGGCCUGAACCCGAGUCUGCAGGCCAUGAUGCUGAUGGGCUUUGGGGAUAUCUUCUCAAUGAACAAACCCGGAGCUGUGCUGCAUUCUGGGAUGCAAAUAAACAUGCAAGCCAAGCAGAAUUCUUCCAAAACCACAUCUAAGAGAAGGGGGAAGAAAGUCAACAUGGCCCUGGGGUUCAGUGAUUUUGACUUGUCAGAAGGUGACGAUGAUGACGGUGAGGAGGAGGAUAAUGACAUGGAGAGUAAUAGUGAAUGAAAGCAGAAAGCAAAGUAACAAAAUUGAAAAUGUGUGUGAAAACAAAAGUAACCUGUUAUCUCAGUCUGUGCAAAACCCAGUCAGGAGGCAGAAAGCCAAGCCCUACAUUUUUAGGUCAGUCACAUUUAUAUGACAGUAAUGUCUGUUAUCAACUUUACUUUUGAUUUAUUUUGCUUACAGAAAAAUGGAGGGGAAAUUAAGCCAAAAAAGCAUAUUUACAAAUCAGCAAAUGUGGUGCCUGAUUAUAGAAAUUUGUGAUUCUAUAUACAAUAUAGUAUUUUUUAACUAAUGACAUUCUGGAUGUUCUUUAUUAAUGAAUAAUUUAUAGUUUGACUUUUUUUUUUUUCUUUAUUCAACUGGUUAAGAAAACACAGAUUUUGAACAGUACUCUUAAUUCCUAAUUCUUCUCUGACCCUUGAUCGUUCUGUACGGUGCAUUUGUUUUCCUUAUGGCGAUACACUGUAAUGUCAGAAAUGAUUAAUACUGACUGCAAAAUUCAACAACAAGAAUACUGAGGUGAAAGAAAGGUAUAACGAAAUGCUCUUCAGAAAUACCUAAAUGCUGAGAAUUUUUAAUACUAAAUAGCACAACUACUCAAAGUAAAACCUGAAGCCUAUUCUCAGUUUGAAAGAGAAAUAUUCUAAUUUGAAACCAACAGCAGAUGCUGCAGGCUUUCCUACCAGUGCUGGCCCUGGAAAGUUCUUCACAGUAACCCACGUAAGACUUAACCUGUACAUUGUACAGUGUUAAAGGGAUACUUCCAGGCCUGGGAGUGCUGAGCACGGGCUGCCCUGCACCCCCAGUAACAGGGAUGUGCGUGGUGUGUGUUUGCGUUCUGGAGGAGCAGGAUAAUCCCCGAUUCUAAAUAUAUGUGCAGAUAUUCUAAAGAGGAAAUUAAGUAUUAUGAAAGGACUAGUAAAGAUAAGUUAUCUUCACAUAGACAAAAGCACAGACUGAAAGGUGGUUUCUGUAUCAAAUCGAGCCUUCCAGACUUGCCUUUUUUAAAACCCUGCUCAUUGAUGCUGGUGUUUCUAAGACGUAGAUACAGAUACUGCUCGGUAAAGCCCGACUGGCCAGAGAUAUUCUCAGAAUGUUGCCACGUAUUUGUCAAAGCUUGUUUAAAUUACAUAAAACACUCACAAUUAUAUAAAGAAAGGCAAAAGAACAAAGACGUUUUUUCAGUCUAAAUUGGAAAGAAGUGUUAUUGAUUGGACGAUUAAACUAAAAUACUUUUGGUGGUUCUCUUUAUUGAAGUUUUAAGGACCUCAUCCUAGAUAUUACCUAAUACUAUAUUUGAUCAUUAAAAAAGCCUCUUGGAAUUUGAAGCAUGACAUGCAUCUAAUCCCCAUGGAGAGCUGGAAAAUGCCACAAAAUGAUCAGUAUGCUGUGCUCGCUUUAUUUGGAGAGAAACAACUGAUAGGCUGUUAAAUGUUCCUUUGGGUAUGGAAACCGGUCUGUAUAGCACAGUGACAAAGAGCCGUCUGAGUCUGAUCAUGAUUCAGAAUCCUGGGCUUGCUUGCUCUGCAUCUUGGGCAAAUUAUUUAAUCUCUAUGUGUCUGUUUGCUUAUCUUUAACAUGGGAAUAAUAAUAGUACCUACUCGAAAGGAUUAUUGUGAGGAUUAAAAGAAACAAUGCCUGUAAAGCACCCAACACAGUCCCAAGCCCAUAGCUACUAUGAAUUGUGCCACGGAAAAGACACUGGAAAAUUAGCGGUUUCAGUAAGCUUCAGGAGAACUAAAUUUCAAGUAAUAUUUGCUUAGUAGCAUGAGAAGAAAUUAAAAGGGGAUGGCUUUCGGGAAAGGUAAUGAGGGCAUUCUUAGAAAGCAGGCUAUACAAACACAUGUAUUCUGUGCUCUUUGAAAACCAUGAGCCCUGGCCAGGGUUACCUGCUCUGAGGUAGAGACUAAUUAAAUACAGAAAAAGGAAGCAAACCUUUCCUGGAAGAUGGGCUCCCCAUAGACCUCCUUUGCUAUAGUUCCUUGGUCUGUGCGGGCACAACAAGUGGUGGAGUGGAGCUGAAGGGCAGCUGGCAGCUCUUGUUUCUCCAGCAUGCUCCGGGGUGCUAUGGUGGUGCCUCUUAAAGCAGAGAGCCAAAGGCAUGGAGUUUAAAAGCCUCUUGCACAUCUUCUCCUUCAAAGAUACGUUCAUUUAACACAUCGCAUUAAGCCCCUUCUCUGUGCCAGGUACUGUUCUAGAAAAUAGCUGGAUGAAAAUAUUUGCGCUGCGGUACAUGCUAGUGCACAAGGGUCGACAGUGAACAAAACACAUGCAUCACAUGGUAGGUAACCAUCUCAUAGGUACAUGCCAAAAGCGAAGCAAGGAGGAUAAGGCCCCUGGGGGAGAACUGAGGUUUUUAAAGCGAGGUCAGGAGCAAAGCUGAAAAAUGUAAGGGGGUCUCUGUGGGUUAAUUUUGGGAUCGGUGCACUUUAGGUAAGAAUGUAAACCUUCUCAUUUAAGAACAAUCGGCGUACAUUUAGAACAUAUGAAUGGAAUGAAACUGACAUUUUUCUUACUUUACAUAUAAAUCCAUAUGAUUAUACAUAAAGUUUUGAUGCGUUAAUAAAAGUAGCCAAAUAGGGCCAAAGAGAAAAGUGUGAGGAAUCUAUGCUCAGCCCUAGGUUUACUAUUCAUUGGGUAGCACUUCCUUCCUCUCUUACCUGCUGCCAUGUUCCUCACCAGCAUUUCAGAGAUGGCCGUAGCUCAGUACUCUAUCUUCACGACACUGGAGGGAUUUAGAAUAUUGGAGACAGCGAGGAGUUUGAAGUUGUUCUCCACCUAGAACUGGGCUGUAGAUCACCAUCAUAUGGCAUUGGCUGUUUCACUUUCUGUUCCAGAUCAGAGUCCUUCUAGUGGUUUGAAAAUACGAAAACAUCCCCCAAAGCUGAAGCAUAUAAAUAGAACUUUGUGAAUUUUCAACUGGAAAUGUAUUGCCUUUACUCAUAAAAUUGAUCCUGUAGAAUUAAAGGAAACCCUACAAGUGGGUCUCAGCUGGGGGAGGGAGGCGGUGCUGUCAUCCGAUGGGGUUGGGAGCGCUGGGGCCUAUUUUUGGUUGUCCUAAGGUAACAUUCGGUGCCCUCUGUGAGGAAUGGUAACAUCCUGCAUGCUGGGCACCAUCCCCUCAGUAAAGACUCACAUUCAAAAUACAAACAGCAUUGUCCCUUCCCCAUUGAGAAACAUGUUAAGCCUGGCAGUUUCAGAGUUUCAUAUCUAAUUAUUUUCUCCCCAAACAAAGUCACCCAAUUCAAAAAAUGCAUUUCUAGAACCACAACCACUAUACAAUCUGAAUUUUGUGAGUUUCUGGCUUUAUCUGAAAGCAGCAGUUAUGGAAAUAGUUUCCUUCCCCUGAAGAAUGUUGGCGAGGAAACUUUAUGAAAUUAUGAAAUUCACCUGGGCGGGUCAUUCAUGUAUUAUACGGAUUCCACAGUUUAAAAGAAAAACAAACAUCUUAUUGAGGUAACUACAAUUCUGCAAAGUAGCUAGAUUAAUUUAAAAGGCCUCUUUUCCUCCCGGUCUUUUUUUGUUUUUUUUUUUUUAAGCAAAAUCAUAUUUUAAUGUUUUACAUAAAUAACCACCAACAGGAAGAGAAGGAGGGUGCACAAAGUCUGCUAUUUUUGAUGCUCUGGAAAUGUUGAGGGCAGGUUUUUAGCCAGGGAUUUUAACAUGAAAUGGAUUUGUCAGACACUAACACUAGCCGAGGCAUUCAAACCUAUUGAUCCCCAUUAAAAACCAAGGAAUUGGGGCUGGGGGAGGGUUUAGGUGAGCUCCAGAAUGAAUUCUCACAGCACUGUGUACAUAACUUUAUUCUUCAAAGUUUUCAUAAGGGCAGUAGGAGUUUUCUGAAAGAUUGUUUGAAAACUUAUUCUGAGUUAAAUAUUGAUUUUUUUUUUUAAUUUUCUGUUAUACUAGAUUUUUUGCAGCCUUUUAAAAGUAGUAGUCUCACCAUAUCACAUGUACACUAGAUCAUGAUGUUCCUAUAAUCAGGCACCUUUGCAGCUUUUGAGUAAGACUAUUUUCCCGUUUAGAUCAUAAGCCUUGCCAGAGAGAAGAAUCUAUUCAAUUCUUUCAAUGGUAGCAUAGCCUGACAGCUCUAGACUCAACACCUCUGUGAUAAAAAAUGAGUGUCUGUCAAGAAAUCUAGAGGAUGAACCCAGUUUCCUCCGAUUCCAGCUUCAUUCGCUCUGUUACCAGUGAGGAGCAUUCUGGCAUGUGAUUAUUUACUUUAGAACUAGAGUUUCAAGCACCUACAUUAAUUAUUUUACAUUGUGUGCAGAACAGUUUAGCUUUUAAUGUCGGAUACGAUACACUGCACAUACUGCUUUUGUGCUCUUUUAAAAAAAUGUGUACUAAAUAAUAGAAAAUAUUUAUAUUCUUUGAGUGUGAGCUUUGAAUAGAUGGCAUUAUCACGUUAUUUUUUUUUUUAACAAAAACUCAGUUAUUCUAUUGCAAUGUUAUUUUGAGCAAGUCUUAUGCCAAAUAUCUUGUAUAAUGUUUGUAUGGAAGAUUAAAUUGCACUCUUGUGUGGUAAGACUCUUCAGUUACUGAUUUUAUAGUUGGAAUUUGAUAUUCCAGCACGAAGUCCACAAUGUAUUCAGAAAUCCAAGUUGGUGUCAUACAUUUCAUUUUGAUGUGAACUUUUCUUUGCUUUCCUUUGUUCUAAGACUCCAUUUUGCAAUAAACGUUUUGACAGUAAA
This is a messenger RNA of Nycticebus coucang (slow loris), 6325 nucleotides long. It is a transcript of the gene MAP3K20, whose product is annotated as mitogen-activated protein kinase kinase kinase 20. The transcript has 12 exons. NCBI's taxonomy places the organism in Eukaryota, Metazoa, Chordata, Mammalia, Primates, Lorisidae. Gene Ontology annotation, biological process: protein phosphorylation. Bases 273 to 1634 code for a protein of 453 amino acids. Gene Ontology annotation, molecular function: protein binding; ATP binding; protein kinase activity. Gene Ontology annotation, cellular component: cytoplasm. The record is from RefSeq and is a predicted model, not a curated record.